Molecule: messenger RNA, 1731 nt
Organism: Adineta ricciae
Lineage: Eukaryota; Metazoa; Rotifera; Eurotatoria; Adinetida; Adinetidae
Source: the annotation of a GenBank genome assembly
AUGUGGUACUCAUCGCUAAUCGUUUUCAGUUUACUGAUCCUAGCAAUCGUCUAUCAUGCAAACGGUCUUCAGUGUUACAAGUGUAGUUGUACCGCUGCUUCCAAUGGAACAGGGUGUCAAAAUGACGAUGAUUUACAAUGCGUAGUAGAAUAUGUGGAGAACAAUUACUGUAUAAUCAAUCGAACUUCAUCACAUAAUAUUACAUUCGGUCAUAGAACCGAUGCUGACUUGGUGUUUUUGGAAAAUCUGCACUAUUUAAGAGCAAAAGAACAAAUUAGUUACGUAGAGAGCAGUUCUACUUGGCAAGCGCCUGUUGUCAUUGAAUUUACGUACGGUUGUGAUUGGAGUCUCUGCAAUUCACCACGAAUACUCGGUUAUCUUCCUAAGGGAUUAACCUUUUCAGUAGAUUCCAAUGUUUUAACUGCAACAUUGAUCCCUGCAGCCAAUGAAUCGUUGACAAAUUGUUUGAAUUGUACGAGAUGUGUGAAUUCAACAGGAGCAGUCGCUUGUGCAACACCAACGUGUAGCGGUACGUGUUUCAUUGACGAUCUUUUAGAUAAUCCAACAGUCAAUAAUGCGUCAUGUCUGUUCGCGUUCCAAAGUGUCUGUCUACCUGAAAAACGUACUGUAGCUGUUGAAAUAACAGGAACGUAUUAUAUCGAUAACGAUGAUUUUCAAUUGACUGAAAUCGAUAUGUGGUGCCGAAGCACGGAUUGUAACGAUCCAACUCAUAUUCAAACUAUUCAAAAGGAAGUAACUUAUUUAACACAAUUUAACGACCAAAUCUAUUUUCGUCCAGGGACAACAACCGCCAAACCAACUGAUGGUCUACGUGCUUGUUAUAAAUGUCAUUGUGAACACGAAAUUGGUAAUGAUACAUGCAAAGUUUUGGAAUGUACGAUUGAAUAUAAAAAUAAUAGUUAUUGUGAAAUAGUACGCGAUUUCAAAAGUUCUGAAGGAAUGGAGCUUAUUAUGCUUGGUCAUGUUGAUCGGGCUUAUGUGCCAUAUAAACAUUUCAUUCACGCUGAAGAAGAACAGAUACUGUAUACGAAUUUAACAUGGCAUCCACCUUCAAUUAAACUGAUCAGUUAUAUUUGUGAUUGGGACUUAUGUAACGAUGGUCGACUUGUCGAAAAACUGAUGACAAGCUUUCGAUUUGAUGCCGAACCAUCGGAAAUUGCUGCAUAUCUACAGAGCUCGGAAACACUCACGAGUUGUAUGCAAUGCGAAGUAUGCACUAACUCAACUUUAGAUUCCUAUAUGUGUCCAAAUAGUACAUGUUCAUCAACUGGACGUUGUCUUAUCGUUCAAUACAUUGAUCAUACUGAUUAUCAAAACUGUGAAUAUGCAUUCUAUGGUGAAUGUGAAAAUUUCGCCACGGAAUCAAGUAUAAUCAUAACGGCUACUUACAACAUCGAUGAUGACAUUUUAAAUUUCGAAGAAGUCGAUGUUUAUUGUUCAAAGAAUGGUUGCAACCGACCUGAAACAGUUUACAGCUUAAUAGAACUCAUCGAUGAAAAUAUUCAACUUGAUUCGCUAUUCUUUUUUCGACCAGUUUCGAACACAACAACACCACCGAUUAUCACUGAACCAACACCAAGUAUAACUACGACUCGCACAACAACAACUUCAACGAUGAGUACAACAAGCACGCCCUCAUCUGUCCCUACAAUGACUAUGUCGAGUUUUAUGAUCAUGUGUGCUUUUGUAUUAUGUUUUUUUAGCGAUUAG